GCACCACGAUACAAAAGUGGAUUGCGAACGUUCUCCAGACUUCAGUACAUCAACUUUUUAUCGCACAGUUAGAAGCCCAAUAUGGUUAGCCUGAAAGAUCGAUCCCCUGAGGCAACGGCCGCUCGCCUGGCUGCGAUGAAGGGCAAGAACAUGCUGCUGCUCUCUGCCUCGAAGAUGCUCACUGAAGACGCCCCCGACGUUGGACCCAUGACCAAGGCUUACCUCAACUGGGCCAAGGACAACGGUGUCAUCCUCACAUACGUGACAGACGAAAAUGGCGAUCAUCUUGAGGGUGUCUACCGCCAAUACGAACUGGCCCACAACUAUCUGCCAGCCGACUUCACCAGCGGCGAGACCAUCGUCGAGGCAGUCAAGAAGAGUGGAAUUACAUACGACGGUGUCUUCUCCCACUUAGAGAACAUGCAGCCCUUGGUGGGUGAAGUGGCUGAGCUAUUGAAUAUCUCCUGCAACCCCGCAGACGCCUACAGAAUUGCACGGUCCAAGCUAGAGUCGCGCAAAGCUCUGGCACGUGCCGGGCUUCCUACACCCCGUUCAGCGCCUAUUGCAACACCUGCCGAUAUCGAAUCGGUUGGGGAGAAGGUCGGCUUUCCAUUGAUCAUCAAACCUACCAGUGGUGCCGGGUCAGGAGGUGUGUACAAGGCAGAUAACAUGGAGGAGUUUAAGAACAUAUGUGAGCGCUCGUUCGCGGAUCUGGCUGCCAACCCUACAUUGCAGUUCAACCCGGGAAUGGGAGAUAAGGCCGGUGCCCCCCUCAUGGCCGAGCAGUAUUUGGUGCCGGUUGACUUCGGGCUUCCGAUUUUCGAGUUUGAUGUGGAUUUGCUUAUGUUUGAUGGCGAGGCUGUGUACUCGGGUGUGUGUGACAACUGGAAUCCCUCGCACACAUACUACUUGGAGACUGGUAGUAACUACCCUUCUCUAGUGCCUGAAAAAGUCCAGGAGGAGCUUAUAGAGUUUUCAAUCAACUGUGCGAAGGCGAUGGGAUUUAACCGGGGUGCCUUCCACAUUGAGUGCAUGUACACGUCCGAUGGAGCCCAGCUGAUUGAGAAUAACCCUCGCGUGGGUGGUGGAUCUGAUCACAUGUUCCAUCUGGGCGUGCAGGGUGUUGAUAUGAUGCAGAACUUCUUCAUGUCGAUGCUCAACAUCCCUAUCAACCCCGAGCGCACUGGCACCCCCCAGAAGAUCAUCUUGGAUUACGGCGUGAACGCGGCCAAAACCGGCAUCUUGCAGGACACAGAGUGGAACGAAGAGGCCAAAAAGGGCAAGUACGUCACCGACACUGUCUGCACCGUCAAAGCGGGCGAUAAGAUCAAGGGAGAUGACAAGACCUUCCCGGACUGUGUGGCUCUGUUCUAUGCAGAGGCUCCUAUCGCGGAGGCUAGAGAGGCGUUCCUUGAGUUGCUGGAGAUUGGAGAGCGUGCGCUCGAGACGAUGCCGGUCACGAACGAAGAGAAACCGGUUAGACGCGCGAGUCGCGGUAGUUGGAUUGCGGAGGCCAUCUAAUCGAACAGUGUAGUAGCUUGUAAUGUUAAGGCAAUGGUAUAUAAAGUAAUAUGGUAGUAUUGAAUAAAAUUAAGGAAUUUAAGGAAUGUGGAUAGACCCAAGUACGAAGGAGACUCGUGCCGCAAACUUACAUUCCAUGGGCUCUCAAGUA
This is a messenger RNA of Sphaeroforma arctica JP610, 1672 nucleotides long. RefSeq lists its product as hypothetical. NCBI's taxonomy places the organism in Eukaryota, Ichthyosporea, Ichthyophonida. The transcript has 3 exons. The record is from RefSeq and is a predicted model, not a curated record. The coding region runs from base 82 to 1521 and encodes 479 amino acids. Gene Ontology annotation, molecular function: ATP binding; metal ion binding.